UGAAUCCUAUUGGUUCAAAUUACCCAGGCAAUGGUCUUAUGGGCGGGGCUUAUCUCCCUUAGCGGUUACAAAAUAAGAGAUACUUGUUCCGUUUUCCAUCGGGUCUAGAGCCUCCUGCUCCGUGUAAACUGACCGCUGCUGCUGGAUUUGACAAUUGCAGUUACCAUGGAGACCACCAGGAGGCGCGCGCAGCAGGCGUCCAAUGGGAAAGCGUCUGAGCACGUGGAGCAGUCAGCACAGUGGGGCAGAGCAUGGGAGGUGGACUGGUUCUCCCUCAUCAGUGUGGUGGGUCUCCUCAUCUUUGCUCCCUUCAUCGUCUUCUACUUCGUGAUGGCCUGUGAUCAGUUCGAGUGCUCCGUCAGCGAGCCUUUGCUGCAGCUCUAUCGAGGAGACGUGAACCUGCUUUCCAUCUGGGCCCGGGCCCCCUCCUUCACCUGGACGGCGGCUAAAAUAUAUGCCAUCUGGGUGGGCUUCCAGGUCUUCCUCUACUUGUGUGUUCCUGAUGUGACCCACAAGUUUAUUCCAGGUUACGUUGGGGGGGUUCAGGAUGGAGCACGAACCCCUGCAGGUCUUAUUAACAAGUAUGAGAUCAACGGGCUGCAGUGCUGGCUGAUCACGCAUGCUCUGUGGUUUGCCAACGCCCACUACUUCCACUGGUUUUCUCCCACCAUCAUCUUCGAUAACUGGAUCCCUCUGAUGUGGUGCACCAAUCUCCUCGGCUACGCCGUGUCCACGUUCGCCUUCGUCAAGGCGUAUAUUUUCCCCACCAACCCCGAGGACUGCAAGUUCACAGGAAACGUCUUCUACAACUACAUGAUGGGCAUCGAGUUCAACCCGCGCAUCGGCAAGUGGUUCGACUUCAAGCUGUUCUUCAACGGCAGACCCGGCAUCGUGGCCUGGACUCUGAUCAAUCUGUCCUACAUGUCCAAGCAGCAAGAGCUGUACGGAACCGUCACCAACUCCAUGAUUCUGGUCAACAUCCUCCAGGGGAUUUACGUGUUGGAUUUCUUCUGGAAUGAAGCGUGGUACCUGAAGACCAUCGACAUCUGUCACGACCACUUCGGAUGGUACCUGGGCUGGGGGGACUGCGUGUGGCUGCCGUACCUGUACACUCUGCAGGGCCUGUACCUGGUUUAUCACCCCGUCCAGCUCUCUGACGCUCACGCCCUGGCAGUCCUGCUGCUCGGCCUCCUGGGAUACUAUAUAUUCCGCUCCACCAACCACCAGAAGGACCUCUUCCGUCGCCAAGAUGGCUCCUGCACAAUCUGGGGCCGCAAGGCGUCCUUCAUCGAGUGUUCGUACCGCUCGGCCGACGGCGGGUUGCACCGCAGCAAGCUCCUGACAUCAGGCUUCUGGGGCGUGGCCCGCCACUUCAACUACACCGGGGACCUGAUGGGCUCGCUGGCUUACUGCGCCGCCUGCGGGUUCGGCCACAUACUGCCGUACUUCUACAUCGUUUACAUGACCAUCCUGCUGGUCCACCGCUGCGUGCGCGACGAACACCGCUGCAGCAGCAAGUACGGGAAAGACUGGAAACGCUACACAGACGCCGUUCCUUACAGACUGAUUCCUGGAGUGUUCUAGAGAGAGCAGGAGGGGGGAACCAGGAUUCAGUCUCCACCGGUUGCCUUUAAGAAGGGGGUGCGUUAGACCUCUGCACACACACAAACCCAGCUCCAGAAGGGAGUGAGGGUGUGGAAGACACCACAAUGCAAGAAAUAAUCCCAGUUUUCUAGAGCAAACAUUUAACUUCAGUCAUGUUCUAUGUAAGACUGAUAAAAAAACGACUCAGAGUUGACCAAUGAUCAAACUAGAGGAUCCAAGGGACGUUUUUCUACCUCACUCCUGAAGAAUCUUCAUAAAAUAAAACCUAUAAAUCUAAAACACCUCCAGAAAUACCAGUUUAAACCUGCUGGGAGGAAUCAGAACCACCUGGACCAAAGCUCACGAAGCAGAAACUGAUCCGAUUUCUCUUGGAUUCAUGCUGCCUCCUUUCAGGGUUUAGAGGAGGAACGCUCAGCUCAGUUUAAAAUCUGUCUUUUCUCAGACCUUUAAAGAUAAAAAUCUCCCUUAGAAAAUGUGAGAUCUCUUCUGUGUCUUUGAGGUAUUUGAACUUUUUAUAUUUACUGUAGAUUUUGUAAAACAAAAUCUUAAAACGUUCUCAUAAUUAACCCAAAAGCAGACUUUGAACACCUUUAAAGUGUCUUUAAAUCCUCCAUAAAUGGAUAUUUUUUCUGUUUGAUGUAACUUAACAUCAAAGCUGUCAUGAUGGAAAAGAUCACAUUUUAAAACUGUGCAUGUUGAACCGAGCAAUGACAACGUUUUAGUACAUUUUACAUUUUAACCUGCAUGUAUGAAUGUUCUUGUGUACUGUCUUUCUGCUCAUGGUCGAAAGUGUUGUUUAAAUUCUCAAAAAAAGUAAACUUUCUCAGAAAUGCUAAAUUGCAUGUAAACCUGACAUUUCUACAGUUCUCUGCCUUCUCCUUCCUAUUGUGAACUACGUCUUGAAGACAAAAUCUUGCAGUUUGUGGAGGAAAAAGAUCUCAAAGCAGCUGCAGACCAAACUCUGCAGUGAUGAUCUUCAGAGCAAAGCUCCAGCUUUUGCAAAAAUACAGUAAAAGUGUGAAAAACUGAGACCAAGAAUCUGUGAUGAAAACAGGAAGUUCAGGUUUAAAGUUCUCUGGUUCUGUUAGCGUUUCUUCACUCUUUGGUCAUUGAUGAAACCUCCAGUUUGGACCACAGAAAUGUUUUCAAUCAUGUAUUGUCCUUUUUAGGAGAAAAGUCUUAAAGCUCGGAUUAGAUACUGAUGAAAUAUAUUUGAACAACACUUACAGUAUCAAUGAUAAAAGUCAUUUUUAAUA
This is a messenger RNA of Oryzias melastigma (Indian medaka), 2861 nucleotides long. RefSeq names its product 7-dehydrocholesterol reductase (gene dhcr7). Gene Ontology annotation, biological process: cholesterol biosynthetic process; brassinosteroid biosynthetic process. The record is from RefSeq and is a predicted model, not a curated record. NCBI's taxonomy places the organism in Eukaryota, Metazoa, Chordata, Actinopteri, Beloniformes, Adrianichthyidae. Bases 166 to 1584 code for a protein of 472 amino acids. The transcript is spliced from 8 exons. Gene Ontology annotation, cellular component: endoplasmic reticulum membrane. Gene Ontology annotation, molecular function: 7-dehydrocholesterol reductase activity.